Messenger RNA from Colletotrichum siamense, 1656 nucleotides. RefSeq lists its product as uncharacterized. Bases 1 to 1656 code for a protein of 551 amino acids. The transcript has a single exon. Lineage: Eukaryota; Fungi; Ascomycota; Sordariomycetes; Glomerellales; Glomerellaceae. The record is from RefSeq and is a predicted model, not a curated record.
AUGCCCCAUUUCUUCGACCUGCCCCGCGAGGUGCGGGAUCUGAUCUACGGCCAAUACGUCAUUUCCGACGGCGGUUAUGUAUUGGACUUCGAAAGUAACACCCUCAAAUGUGCCAAUGGCGACAACAUCGACCUUGCCUUCAUGCUCACUUGCAAAGCUGUGGCAAAUGAACUGAGAACCGUGCCGUUCUCUACAAAUACUCUCAACUUCUCCACGAUAUGCUCAGAAGAGUGCCGCAUCACCGCAGGCCGUUUCGAUGAUCUGGUCGCGCAACUACAUGAUCAGCUUGGAGAGAAGUUCUUCAGUAUUUAUCCCGACAAUCUCAGCGUCCCGGACGAUGUUUGGAGGGAGCUGGUGCAAGACCAUCCAAAGUUUGCACCAUAUAUCGAAAGGAUAAAAGGCAGGACAACCUUAUGGGUCCCAAAUGAUGAGGGCAAGCUGAGGCUACGAGACGCCUACCGAAAUGUCAGUCCUGCUGGCUCCUGUGGAGAAACACCGUCUACUUUCCGCCAGUUCUCUCGUGCCGCACUGUGUACCAUUGUGGCACACAAAGACCGGUUCAGCCGCGAGCAAUUCGAGGAUUUUCAGACCGGAAUGUUCGUCGUAGGAGAGAAUGUCAAAAAGUAUGGUGGACCGCCCCCAGUAAAUCUUGAAGCUCUUGUCGAAGUGAACCCCGAUCCCUGGGAAGUUCCGACUUCAAAAAGAGUUGAAGAAAUGGCAGGUCGCAUCAAAAAUGAUGACCGAGAAUUGAAAAGGAAACGGCUGAGGGACUUGGAUCAAGUUCUAUUUGGUCCGCGUAUGCUCGAUACGAGCCUGAUCAAGUAUCACUAUUCAGCUGCAGCUACAGCCAUACGAUUCUUCAGGUCUGUAUCAAAGGAUACCCGGCUCGGGAUCAGAAAUGUUCUCCUCAAGGAAGAACGUUUAGCAGUCGCUUUUCCUGAAUGCCAUGGUCUUGGACUCAUUCCAUUUUGCCUGGAGAACCCGCAGCUUCGUGUGGAGCGACGCGUCAACAUGUGGAGAGCUGUCUUUCCAACUACACUUAUGGAUCUACAUGAAAGACGCUUAUUGUACAAGCCCACAGACAGAACAUUCCUUCAACCGAUGUACGUUUCCUCCCAAGUAGCGAUUUGGGUCCAGGAAGCCUUGGAACUUGAACAUGCUGGAAUGCCACAAGGUUCGUUUACUCUUGUCUUCGAUGGUGACUCGUCGUGUUCGGAGAUCUUCAAAGACAUAGUUCAGCGAGACGCGGCCUGGCAGCAAGCAAUCGACAUAUGCUUGGACCGAAGCAUUCUUCCGCCGCUGCGCUGGGACGUAAGGCGAAGAGACGCAAGGCAUGAGAAACGUGGCAGGCGGGAGGAUCGGACCGAAGUUUUUAGAGAAUCAGACAAUGCCUGGUACGUACGCGAGGGGUUUCCACAGGCGAUAAACGAUAUCGUAGCUGGGAAGUCCAUCGUCAAGUGCAACUUCUGGGUGGGUGAUGUAUGGGAUGUCGAACGACUGGCAGAGGAGAACAAGCAGUGGAGCAUGCAGCAAUGGAAAACGGCUUGGUAUGAUCAGCUCACAACGAGACACUUUGAGCCUGAUCCGCCCUCUCCUGGCUGGGUACAGCUGCUGUGCGAUGACACGUUUGAGACAGGGUUGCCUAGCACUGAAUGA